Fundulus heteroclitus (mummichog) is the source of this 1620-nucleotide messenger RNA. Its product is annotated as syntaxin-11. The transcript has 2 exons. Gene Ontology annotation, cellular component: endomembrane system; plasma membrane; synaptic vesicle. The coding region runs from base 41 to 934 and encodes 297 amino acids. Gene Ontology annotation, biological process: exocytosis; intracellular protein transport; synaptic vesicle fusion to presynaptic active zone membrane. Gene Ontology annotation, molecular function: SNAP receptor activity; SNARE binding. The record is from RefSeq and is a predicted model, not a curated record. NCBI's taxonomy places the organism in Eukaryota, Metazoa, Chordata, Actinopteri, Cyprinodontiformes, Fundulidae.
UUCCAACUUGACUGAACACCAGAGCACAAAGCAAGGCAAAAUGCGGGACAUGCUGGUGAGACUCCAGACGAUCAGCGAGGACCAGGAGGACUACGAGCCGGAGCUCACUGGACCAGAAUGCAGUGUAGAUCAGGGGGAGGUGCCGCACAAGGCUGUCAUUUUUGAUUACUGCUUGCAUAUGGAUUACGUCCUGAAGGAGUCACAGUCCAUACGGAAGGAUAUCUCCUUGCUUAACUUGGAGGUGCAUCGCCUGAGGAUCCACAACGAACGCUAUGGCACGACUGUGCGACGCCUCAGCCUUCUGAAAAGGGACUCCGAUUCCAUUGCAAGAGGAAUCCAGCAUCAAGCGGAGUCCGUGCACGGCCGCAUACAGAACCUGGGUAAAGAGACCAGCAGGCUGGAGGAGGACAAAGGCCCCGACGUUGCUGUCAGUCGCAUCGCCCGCACCCAGUAUGAGACUCUCGUCUGUUCCUUCCACGAGAUCAUGAGUAACUACCGUAAGAUCGAAGAGAAACAGAGGCUUACGUGCAGGAAGAGGCUCCAGAGGCAGGCUUCCAUAAUGGGGUCGAACAUCAGCGAGGAGGACAUGAACGACUUGGUGGACAAAGGUGGUGAGGGCUGGACGGAGCUGUCGCAGACCCUCUGCCAGGACGGGGGCCGGUCCUGCCGCGCAGCCCUGUGUGACAUCAAAGGGAGACACAAGGAGCUGAUGGAACUGGAGACCAGGCUGAAGGAGGUCCACGAACUCUUCCUGCAAAUGGCCAUACUUGUAGAAGAACAGGGUACGCUCGUUGAUAACAUCCAGCAGAAUGUGUGCAAAACAAAGGAGUACAUGGAAGACGUAAAGUGUAACUUGAUAAGGGCCAAGGCGUACAAAAAAAAGAACCCUUGUUUGCAAUGUUGUCCCUGGCUGCCAUGCUGGAAAGAUAAAUAAUUUUAGAACGUUUUAACCACUUAAAAUGGAAAAAAAAAACUGCAAUGAAGUGUAGUUUGCAAUCAGUUUAAUUUAAAAGUAGUGCAGUCUGUAAAGAUUCAAUCAAAUGUGUUGAAAUGACUCCGAUAUGUGAAGUUUGAUAUUUUUGAGGUUACUAAUGCUUAUCUGACACCUGUCUAUAUGUUAUGAUCACAUGAAUAACUUGGUGCGAGUUAAGAUUUUAAAGGAAAGAUUUUUCAGUUCGAAAUAGGUUUUGUUUUAAAAUGUUUGCUGAUGUGAAAUAAAUAUUUGCUGGAGUGAGUUGUUUUUCAAGUGACCAACACUUUUGCCCACGUGAACGCUGACUUGAAUCAUGCGGGAAAGAAGUUCACAUGUGAGGGAGCUGUUAAGAAUUGGAGUCACAAGCAGAAGGAUUGACAGAGUUUAUGGAUUCCACAUGACAGUGAAUUAAAAGUGUGCAUGAGCAACUUUAAGCUGGACUUGGUUGUUUCUUUAUAAAAAGUGGACCUAUCAUAUGAUAUUUUGUUUUGCAAGGUGAAUUUCUUUGUUUCUCUCUUUCUUUUUUUGAGAAAGGCCAUUGUAUCCUCUAGUUUUAAAUCUAAAUAAAGUUUUGAUUUAAAACCAGGUUGGCAAGACCUGUGCAAACAUGAAUAAGCACAGAAGUUUGUGACUUCUUUCUAGUCACU